AUGUUUUCUGCGGAUUCAACAACUUCAAACGCGGAACCCGUUAGUAUCUCCAUCAAGACUGAAAGUGCAUGGGUACCUUCUAUGAUGCAAAAUGGAGAACCACAAUCUGACCAGUUAGCCUUUGCCAUGAACAUAAUUGAUCAAACUCAGGCUGAGCUAAGCGUAUCAACGAAUACAGAGGUUACAGACACAUCGUCACAAGGUAGGGGAAUAGCGAAUCCCUCCACGACUACCACAUCGGAUGAUACAUCCUAUCAGACUGCCGCUCCUUUACUCAACUCAAACGUGAAGUCUGAGCACGUCAACCGAAGAAGCUUUGAGAACUUCCACUUGGACCCUAAUGAUUUCCAAAAUCUACUCAUGACCAACCCUCCCAUCUUGGAGUACCCAUAUCCGUACCCUCCAAAUCAACAAGUUCCUGCUGACGAUUGGUCGCCCUCCCUCUCUUUACCGCAGGCCGGUGUUGUACCCCACGAGGUGGCUCCAUCUUACGCUUCGAACUAUCUCCCUGCCAAUGUGAUGACUGAUCCAGAAUCACAGAGCUCGACGCCUGUGUCCGCUUCCCAUCAUUUUCCGCUUCGCAGAAGAGUUUCUAUUUCCAACGGCCAAAUAGGUCAAAUCAGUAUGAUGUGCCACAAGAAGGACUCCAAGAAAACGAAAGCCGACGAAGAGAACGAUCUACACGUCAACGAACAGGGAGUGCCUCAACAGCAGCUAUUUUACAACAAUGAGGUUAUCUUCAAUCCAAAUGCAGGGCCUAUCCACGGGACAUCAGCGUGGAAAAAACAACGGAUAUUGGAACGAAACAGGAUUGCUGCCUUCAAGUGUCGGCAGAAGAAGAAAGUUCAACAGGAGAAGUUGCAACAGGACAAUGAUAUACUAGCUCAGAAAAACGCAGCCCUUAUUGAGAAAAAUAGACAACUGGAGAAUCUGUUACUGAGGCUCAAAGAGGAGUUAAGCAAGUGUGAGGUCACCGACACAGUUGCAGACCUUCUAGCUCAGAUUAAUAUCCAGGAAUCCGAAUCUUAA
Ogataea haglerorum is the source of this 1029-nucleotide messenger RNA. RefSeq lists its product as uncharacterized. Gene Ontology annotation, biological process: regulation of transcription by RNA polymerase II. Bases 1 to 1029 code for a protein of 342 amino acids. The transcript has a single exon. The record is from RefSeq and is a predicted model, not a curated record. Gene Ontology annotation, molecular function: DNA-binding transcription factor activity, RNA polymerase II-specific; RNA polymerase II cis-regulatory region sequence-specific DNA binding. NCBI's taxonomy places the organism in Eukaryota, Fungi, Ascomycota, Pichiomycetes, Pichiales, Pichiaceae.